AUGUCACUCCCUCUCAGUCCGACGGGUGGCAGCACUGAUCCAAAGGUGCCUGCUGAUUUAAAAACAAAGGAGAAGAAGACGUCCUUCUCGAAGAUGUCGGAGUACGCCACCGUUCAGAAGGGUACCCUGAAAUUAAAAGGUGCAGGAGUCUCUUCAGCUGGGAAAAAGAAGAAGAAGAAGGAUAAGGAGAGUAAGCAUCGUUUGGAGCAGGUGGAGACCAAUCAAAACGAUGAGGAGGGGAAAGCCAAGAAAGCAUAUAUUGACAAAAGGACACCUGCACAAAUUGCUUUUGACAAGAUGCAAGAGAAGAGGCAAAUGGAGAGGAUUUUGAACAAAGCAUCAAAGACACACAAACACAGAGUUGAGGACUUCAAUCGCCAUCUGGACACCCUGACAGAGCAUUAUGAUAUUCCCAAAGUCAGUUGGACCAAAUGAGGGAGGAGAAAAUGUUCACUCUGUUGUUUUGUUUCCCAAUUAUACAAAAAGCUGCCAGGUCACAUUUUUGAAGUGUAUAAUGUUAUUACUUGUUUUAUAUAUUUGCCAUUAAAAUUCAUUUUCAUUGGCAGCCAUUUGUUGUUUUGCUAUAUACAAUAAAGAAUUUUAGUGAA
Molecule: messenger RNA, 608 nt
Organism: Scomber japonicus (chub mackerel)
Lineage: Eukaryota; Metazoa; Chordata; Actinopteri; Scombriformes; Scombridae
Gene: fam32a
Product: family with sequence similarity 32 member A
Exons: 4
Coding region: 1-435 (144 amino acids)
Cellular component (GO): nucleolus
Source: RefSeq, a predicted model, not a curated record